AUGUUGGUCUCCUUAACCGUUGGGAAGGUCGACGCUGGCGUUGCAGUCCUUCUCACAGAAGAUAACCGACUGAUCGAGUUUCCGUCCGUCCUUCUUCCCAGGAAUAUCACAUCCGGUAGCAUAGUCGAUAUCACCGUAUCACCAAACGAAGCUGCUGAAGCUGCAGAUCAAGCUGCUUCCAAAGCACUACAGGACAAGAUCCUUAAUACUUACGGAAUAAAUACGCCUUCUCCUCCUGUUUUGCGGCUCAAGAAUGCGACACAGACGUCCUUGGUUCUAGAGUGGGACCCUAUACAGCUAGCUACUGCUUCCCUUAAAUCCUUGUCUCUUUAUCGCAAUGGCUCAAAGGCAGGUUCUAUCCCACGGCCACUCGAAAUGCUUAGCACAAAGAUUAGCGGUCUUGCGAUUGAUACUGAAUACACCUUCCAACUCAUCCUUCGAACCUCCGCUGGCAUGUUUAGCUCUGAGAAACUUGUCUGUCGAACUCACAAGAUGACAGAUCUAUCUGGUAUUACGGUUACUGCCGGAAUUCUUCCUGCUAAUUUAAGAGAGUCUCUAUCAAAUGCUAUGGAUAGAAUUGGGGGGAAGCUUAUUGAUACCAUCCGUAUCGAUACUACGCACUUUGUCUGCACGGAGGGUAGAGGUCCAGCUUGGGAAAAAGCAGUCGAAAUGAAUAUACCUGUUGUUCGUCCAGAAUGGGUAGAAGGAUGUGAGCGCGAAGGCACCAUCGUGAGCGUGAGAGGGUACUAUCUAAAUGCCGAUCCCAAAUUAAGACAGAUUGGCCCAGGAGUCGGUGCUCAGCAAAAUAAGAAAAACUCGAUUUUGAGUCUACCUACACACGGACGACAAAACAGCACGGCUAAUGCCCGAUCAUCACCUGAGAACAAUCAGCAUCCGCCAGUUACACCAUUCCCUGGUGGUCCUAGAAGCGAAGUUCCAGAGGGCCUGAGACCAGAGGGAGAUUCCCCCCCACCUCCCCCACCAAAGGGCGAGGAUAGUAGGCCAUCAAAGGAUCUCCCAAGUCCACCUAUGUCCAAAGACCACGAUGAAGAGGAGGAUGAGGAUGAAGAGGAGAUAAAAGAAAACAACCAUGAAACGCCAGAUGACGAUGUUGCGACUGACAAUGAUGACAAAGAGCCAAUAAAUGGACAGCUAGAUAAUAAAAAUUCAACUUCUCAUCCUAAUUCAGAUGAGGAAAAGGAUGACAUUGAAUCUCAAUUCCCGAGCUCAAAAGAGAAGGUAUCCAAAACGGAGUCUGGGGGCGCAAAAGCUAAAGGAAGUAGUACAGAUGAAGCAGAUAUGGAGGAAGUGACACUAUGA
Molecule: messenger RNA, 1320 nt
Organism: Microsporum canis CBS 113480
Lineage: Eukaryota; Fungi; Ascomycota; Eurotiomycetes; Onygenales; Arthrodermataceae
Product: chitin biosynthesis protein CHS5
Exons: 2
Coding region: 1-1320 (439 amino acids)
Biological process (GO): Golgi to plasma membrane transport; conjugation with cellular fusion
Cellular component (GO): trans-Golgi network; exomer complex
Molecular function (GO): protein dimerization activity
Source: RefSeq, a predicted model, not a curated record